CAAAACAUGCCGGAGAGAUAAACCAUCACCGCAAAACUCUCCUCCAUGGUCGUCUUCCCCAAAUCCCUGUCCCCCAAACACCUCCUCAAGCUCCUAAAAUCAGAGAAGAACCCUCGCGCCGCCUUCGCUCUCUUCGACACAGCGACUCUCCACCCAAACUACGCACACUCCGCCCCCGUCUUCCACCACAUCCUCCGCCGGCUCGCGGAGGCUCGUAUGGUCGCCCAAGUCUCCCGCGUCGUCGACCUCAUUAAAUCGCAAGAAUGCAAGUGCGACGAGGACGUCGCGUUGUCAGUCAUCAAAGCCUACGGAAAGAACUCGAUGCCCGACAGAGCCCUCGACGUGUUCCAGCGAAUGUCGGAGAUCUUCGGGUGCGAGCCGGGGAUUCGAUCUUACAACUCUCUGCUCAGCGCCUUCGUGGAGGCGAGACAGUGGCCUAAAGUCGAGUCAUUGUUCGCUUACAUCGAAACAGCGGGUUUAAGGCCUAAUCUGCAGACGUAUAAUGUUUUGAUUAAGAUGUCGUGUAAGAAGAAGCAGUUCGAGAAAGCGAAGGAGCUUUUGAAUUGGUUGUGGGAAGAGGGUUUGAAGCCUGACGUGUUAAGCUACAGCACUGUGAUUAAUGAGAUUGUUAAAGCCGGAGACUUGGAUGAUGCAUUGAAGCUGUUCGACGAAAUGUCUGAGAGAGGAGUGGCGGCUGAUGUCACUUGUUACAAUAUUCUAAUCGAUGGGUUUCUUAAAGGAAGAGAUCACACCAAGGCUAUGGAGCUCUGGGAGAGAUUGUCAGAGGAUACUUCUGUUUAUCCGAAUGUUAAGACUCAUAACAUAAUGAUUAGUGGUUUGAGCAAGUGCGGGAGGGUAUAUGAUUGCGUGAAGAUAUGGGAGAGGAUGAAGGAGAACGAGAGAGAUAAAGAUUUGUUUACUUAUAGUAGUAUGAUACAUGGACUCUGUGGGGUGGGGAGUGUUGAUAUAGCUGAGAGUGUGUUUAAAGAGUUGGUUGAAAGUAAGGUCUUUAUAGAUGUGGUGACAUACAACACUAUGCUCGAUGGGUUUUGUCGUUGCGGGGAGAUCAAGAAGAGUUUGGAGUUGUGGAGAGUCAUGGAGCAGAAGAGUUCAGUUAACACAGUGAGUUACAACAUUUUGAUUAAAGGGUUGUUGGAGUAUGGUAAGAUAGACGAAGCAACGAUGAUUUGGAAGCUUAUGCCUGCGAAAGGAUACACGGCGGAUAAUAUAACGUAUGGUGUUUAUAUACACGGGUUAUGCGUGAAUGGUUAUGUAAAUAAAGCCUUGGAGGUGAUGAAAGAAGUCGAGAGCAGAGGUGGGAGUCUUGAUGUUUACGCGUAUUCGUCGAUUAUAAACUUUUUAUGCAAAGAGAGGAGACUAGAAGAAGCGUCAGAGUUGGUGAAAGAGAUAAGCAAGCACGGUGUGGAGAUUAACUCUCAUGUUAUUAAUGGUUUAAUGAGUGGGUUAAUCCGAGAGUCGAGACUUAGUGAUGCUUCUUUUUUACUCAAAGAGAUGGCGAAGAACGGUUGUCGUCCCACCGUUGUAUCUUACAACAUUCUCAUCGACGGCUUGCGUAAAGCAGGAAAGUUUAGUGAAACAUCAGCUGUAGUAAGGGACAUGCUUGAGAACGGAUGGAAACCAGAUCUUAGAACAUAUAGUUCACUUCUGUCCGGUCUUUGCCACGAUGGGAAGAUCGAUUUAGCACUAGACUUGUGGCGCCAGUUUCUCAAAACGGGUCAAAACCCUGAUGUGACCAUGCAUAACAUUCUAAUCCAUGGUCUGUGCUCUGUUGGGAAGCUUGAUGAUGCGAUGAAACUCGCGGCGGAGAUGGAGCGUUGGAGCUGCGUUGCGAAUCAUGUGACUUACAACACGUUGAUGGAAGGAUGCUUUAAAGUUAGAGACAGUAAUAGCGCGAAAGUGAUUUGGGGUUACAUGUAUAAAAAGGGGUGGGGAGCUGAUGUUAUAUCUUACAACAUUAUGCUGUCAGGGUUGUGUAUGUGCGGCAGAGUUAGGCACGCUAUUGAGUUCUUUGAUGAUGCUCGAAGCCAUGGCAUUGCCCCAACUGUUGUCACCUGGGACAUACUCGUUAGAGCUGUAGUGAAUUACUAACGUAAUGAAUGUUGAAGGGGUUGUUGCAUAGUCUGGCUCCGGAUUUGAUCUCUAGACCAGCUCAGCUAGCUUUCGGUUUUGGAGGUUGAGUUGUGAUGUAUGUGUGCUUGGAAGUGACAUGAGGUUAAAUCACAGGAAGUCGAUAGUGUACUAUACUUAUGGAUUAUACAUACAUCACAAGCAUUUGGGUGAAGACUCACAUGGGUUUGAAUGAUAUGAGUAAACUUCAUGGAGAUCUGAUACUUUGGAUAAUACAUAUACAUUCACAAGCAUUUGGGUGACUCGCAUUUGUUUUGAAUGAUUUUGAGUUAACAUCAUCGAGAUCUGAUGCAAAAGAGAAACUGUAGCUUUAUGUA
This is a messenger RNA of Brassica oleracea var. oleracea, 2465 nucleotides long. RefSeq names its product pentatricopeptide repeat-containing protein At3g09060. The coding region runs from base 46 to 2109 and encodes 687 amino acids. The transcript has a single exon. The record is from RefSeq and is a predicted model, not a curated record. Gene Ontology annotation, molecular function: protein binding. NCBI's taxonomy places the organism in Eukaryota, Viridiplantae, Streptophyta, Magnoliopsida, Brassicales, Brassicaceae.